This is a messenger RNA of Micromonas commoda, 1720 nucleotides long. RefSeq lists its product with no specific name. The record is from RefSeq and is a predicted model, not a curated record. NCBI's taxonomy places the organism in Eukaryota, Viridiplantae, Chlorophyta, Mamiellophyceae, Mamiellales, Mamiellaceae. The transcript has 2 exons. Bases 851 to 1720 code for a protein of 289 amino acids.
GAUAAAGUUGCUCGAGGAAAUGCAAAAAGAUGCACUGAUCGUGAAGCUCUUGGACUAUGGUGCAUCAGCAAAUCGCGCAUUCAUCGUGAUGCGACAGUAUCCAUCAUCUCUGAAACGUUGGCGGGGCUCUCAAAGGUACGGUGUUGAGGCAGGAAAUAUGCGCUUGCCAAUCCAGCUUCAUUUGAAUAUAUUUUCCCGUUGCGUUGAUGCCGUUUGCGCACUUUCAGAUUUCGGCGUUGUGCACUACGACAUUAAAGCAGACAACUUUCUUCUAGAACCGGAGAUUAGUUGCUCAGUCAAGGAGUUCUGGGAUCCACCGCAAGAGAGAUGGAAUGAAGUGCCGCCGUUUCGUGUUCUUAUAUCUGACUUUGGUGAGAGUCGCGUUUAUGCGGGAUUUCAAAGUGCCAGAACGUCACAUAAUCAUGGAACAGAGUAUAUCAAGGCGCCUGAAAUGCUUAAGAUAAGCAAGACUUCAUCAUUAGAUGGAGAAGAAUUGGAUCGACGUGCAUACGCGAAAUGUGGUUGUCGUGUGGAUGCUUGGGCUCUCGGCUGUUUGUUGUUUGAAAUUCUCGCAAAUGAGUACAUGGUACGUAUGGAAUAUGUAUCAAAUAAUAAUAUCAUUAUUAUUAUUACCUUCAUUCGUUGAAAAAAAUAUUAUUCCGUCCAUUCUUAUUAUUAUUACCUUCGUUCGUAUUAUUCUUACGUGGAAUUAUGAUAAUAAUAAGUUUAUUUACUAAUUUGUCAUUGACUUGUCGGUCCCCUCUUUCAGUUGUACGAUGUUGACUGGGUUCGAUUUUUCUUACGAACGACCACACCAAGCGUUGAGCUGGUCCCUCGGAAAUCGCUGCGCAUGCUCGACUGCAUGCCAGUCAUUCAUUCGCUCGUCUUUUGGAUGCUUGUACGAGAUCCUCACUGGCGACCUGAUGUCACUCAAAUAAGGAAAAAGCUUUCCACCAUCAUGGCGACAACUUUUUGCAAACAAAAUGAAUCACGAGAGAAAAGUUAUCCCUCAUCUGCUGGAAUGUCGUAUCACAACUUGAAGUGCCAGUCUUGGCCACUUCCUUUUCCGCAGGGCCGCCCAGCUUCAGUUCUGCAUGCACCUCUGAUUGGCUUGGAAAGACAACCUACUCCUGGAAUUUGCGAUGAAUUCAACAUGCAAAAUGACUCGUCCCCUCUUGAUCACCUUCAAUUCACCCUUACUUUGCUUGCCAAGCCAAGACUUGAAAUCCUAGUUUUUAGUGAGGCACUUCAUAAGUCAUUCAACGAGUCGUUUUUCGACGCCGUCCUUGUCUGUGGUAAAUUACCAAAUGAUCGUGGCAGCUGCGACUUCAAAAGUUUGGAAUGCAACAAUCAUGCGAAGCUGUAUAGCAAAGCGAUAUCCUGUGGUAUCGCUGCACAAGCGAUCGACCUGCCCAGUCCGACAGCACGUGGUCAUGAUGUUCAACUUCAAUUCGCCGCUGUAAUUAGUUCUGCCGUAAGUUUUGCUCGCCGCAUAAGGCUUGGCCCGCAGGCAAAGUUGGCGAUAAUUUGCAAGCAAGCUGAUGUCUCGGUGGCAGCUGUAGUUGCCAUUGCGAUCCAAGUUGAUAUGGACGGAGGUGAUAUCCGAUCUACCAUAUUCAGCUGCUCAAAUAAAGAUGCCUAUGGCAAAAUUCAUGCAACCGACUUGGCGCGUUUAUGUGCAUGGGAGACAGGAUUACGUGCAACGAGCAAUUAUCAUUGA